CCCACCCUGCUCCCGGGCGGAGGGGCGGGAGCAGCGCGUCCCGCCCGGGCAGAGCAGUCUCGGGCUUGUGCAUCUCUUCAGCAGCGGCGCGGGAAGGAUGCUGGUCCGCAGGGGCGCGCGCGUGGGGCGCGGGAUGCCGCGGGGCUGGACCGCGCUCUGCUUGCUGAUUUUGCUGCCCUCUGGGUUCGCAUGUGUGAACAACACUACCCUAGGAACAGUUACAGGUGUUCCUACAAAUGUAUCCAACAAGGAAUGCACACCAACAAGUACUCUUGGAAGUACCAGCCUCCACCCUGUCUCUCAGGAGAGCAGUGGGACCACAGCAGCCAUCUCAGAGACUCCAGUCAACUUCACAUCUACCUCUGGGCUCACUCCAUUCCCUACAACCGUGAACUCUUCUGUCCAGUCACAGACCUCUUUAACCAUCACAGUGUCUUCCACCACAAUCAACUUUUCAACUACAGAGAUGACCCUGAAGUCCCACACGUCACCUAGAACUGCUUCACCUCCUGCAUACAAUAGCAUGAGUCCUAUGACAUAUCCCACUAAACACUAUACAUCAUUUUAUCCUACCUCAGCUAUCAUCAAGAAUGAAAUCAAAUGUUCCACAGUCAAAGACGUGAAAUUGACCCAAGGUAUCUGCCUGUUGCUGAACGAGACCUCCAGCUGUGAGGACUUUAAGAAGAAAAAUGAAAAGACACUGAUUCGAGUCCUGUGUGAGAAGGAACAGGCUGAGAAUGGGAUUGGGGCGUGUUCCUUGCUCUUUGUCCCAUCUGAAGUUAAGCCUCGCUGCCAGCUGCUGGUGUUGGCCAACAGAACAGAACUUUCCAGCAAGCUCCAACUUCUGAAAAAUCACCAGUCUGAGCUGAGAGGGAUGAGGAUCCAAGACUUCACUGAAGAAGAUCUUAGGAGCCACCAGAGCUACUCCCGCAAGACCCUGAUUGCACUGGUCACCUCAGGGAUCCUGCUGGCCGUCUUGGGCAUCAUGGGCUAUUUCCUGAUGAACCGCCGCAGUUGGAGCCCCACAGGAGAAAGGCUGGGGGAAGACCCUUAUUACACGGAGAACGGUGGAGGCCAGGGCUAUAGCUCAGGCCCUGGGGCCUCCCCUGAGGCUCAGGGAAAGGCCAGUGUGAACCGAGGGGCUCAGGAGAACGGGACCGGCCAGGCCACAUCCAGAAACGGCCAUUCAGCGAGACAACACGUGGUGGCUGAUACCGAAUUGUGACUCGGCUGGGCUGGGCAAGGCUGGGCAAGGCUGGGCAAUGGCCAGGGAAGGGGCCCCUCCUUGCAUCUGACCAUGUGCUGCCUCCAUGCUGGAGGUGCUAUCCCUUACCUUCUACCCUUUCCCACCACACACACCUUCCAAGGCCAUUCCUGGGGCCCUAUGCUGCACCAGGCUGAGGGGUUCUCCUCACCUUGGGGAGAGGCAGGUAACCCCUGCCCUUUACGCAUUCAGCUCCCUGAACCCAGAUUCUGGUCUUCUUUGAGUGGGGGAGUGAUGGGGAGAAGCCAAGAUGCAGAGAAGCUCCCAGGGGGGUUGAUGAUCUUGCAGCAUUCAAGCAUUGGCCACUUCCCUCUCUCUCCUCCUCUCCGCCUCUGUACCGGAACUGCCAGGGGAAAGCAUGGGCUUUUCUGGGCUACAAUUUCCUCCCAGGAGGCUUUGCCUUUUACUGCUUCUUCCUUGUAUUUUCUUUUUCUACUUUAGGGAAACCAAAGCAACCCUUUAUACCUGCUCCCUUGUAAUGAUAUAGCCAGAAGAACUUGUUGUCUUAAACCACCUCCCUUACCCCUCCUCCAAGUCACUGUGGAUUCCAUCACCAGCUUCCCUUUUGCUUUCCAAGUUCCCGGAGCUC
Ceratotherium simum simum (southern white rhinoceros) is the source of this 1853-nucleotide messenger RNA. It is a transcript of the gene CD34, whose product is annotated as CD34 molecule. The record is from RefSeq and is a predicted model, not a curated record. Gene Ontology annotation, biological process: cell-matrix adhesion. Lineage: Eukaryota; Metazoa; Chordata; Mammalia; Perissodactyla; Rhinocerotidae. Gene Ontology annotation, cellular component: membrane.